UAGCCACUGGCUCAGUAUUUGGAUGCCAAGCUGACAGGAGCAACAGAUUGCUGCUGAGCUCACUAAAAAGUUUCGUGCCUUAUUGUUUAUAUCAUUUGGAGCUUCGAUACGGUGUUUUGAGGAAUACUUUGGAGACUGCCUUUGGAUGGCUAACUAAAUCUUUUUUUUGGAAACAUAAAGGGACACUGCCACGGACGACAAUUAACUGUAUUUGCCCCAUUGAAAGAGUUGUAAGGGGCUCUAUAGAUCUGUGUUGGGAUUUGAUCGAGCCGUAGGGAGUAUCAGCGGCAACAAUGAAAGCCCCCCAGCGGAGUAGCACUUCGGGACGCACUGACCAAAUGCUGGGAGCCAUGGCAGAUAUUCUCAGCUCCUUCGCCCUCCCAAGUCACCAGUGGCUGUCUGAUUCGAGUGCAGAAGUUGCUAACACUGAAGAACCAGUUCCUAGUGAUGAUGAUGAGGAGGAGGAGGAAGAUGUUCAGGAAGGAGACAUUCAACAGGAUUUUGAUAAUGCCAGAAGCAGGCCUGAUACGUUUGACAUUUCCCCUUCUGAAGUUCAGAGUCCUCAGACACCCAAAUUACUAUUCCCCAGUGGCUCUCGCUGUUUAUCAGAAUUCCGCAGCUAUGUAGAGGCAGAAUGCUUGCUCCCAUCCGCAAAAGAGCCCUAUGCAGUUGCAAGCAGUGAUGGCAGUAUCUCGACAUCAGUGGCCUCCCUCCAACCCCAGCCAUCUACAAGUUCAGCACCCAGCUCUCCCAAUACCAAACGAUCGGUGAGCACACUAAAGAAAUGGCUGACUAAUCCUGUUCGCAAGUUAAGCAGUGGUGCAAAGGUUGAGAGGCAAGUGAAAAAGUUAGAGUCCAGACCCAAACGGGGAUCAGAGAGCAUAAAAGGCACAGAUGAAGGGAGAAAAAGCAUUGACUUAGGGAUGCUGAACAAGCAGGAAGAGUCAGCUUCCAUGUUCCAAGAUCUCAAAGGCAUGGAAUGGAAGGACAGUAUAUCUACCAGUAGGCUAUACAGUGGCGAUAGUAGUGCAGAGCCCUCAUUUUUCACCGAGCUUCUGCAGAGCGAGAGCAUCGAACAGCAGUCCACGACUUUGAAGAAACAGCAAAUAACAUGCUUAAUGCACCAGGAUCAACUUGUGUCGUAUCUAAUGGAGGACCAAGAUGAUACCACUGCUGCUCCCCAGGAUGAGCUCUCCAGCCAGUCAUCUUUGACAAUAGAUAGUGAAGAAGAAAGGAAGAGUGCCUUAGAAAAGAGUAUGUAUGUUCUCAGGGAAUUAGUCGAAACCGAAAAGCUCUACAUCAUUGAUUUGGGUCAUAUCGUUGAGGGUUACAUGGCAACCAUGAAUAAGAAGGGCAUUCCAGAGGAUAUGAAAGGAAAGGAUAAGAUUGUGUUUGGGAACAUCCAUCAGAUCUAUGACUGGCAUAAGGACUAUUUUCUUGGAGAACUUGAGAAGUGCAUCGAGGAGCCGGACAGACUAGCCACGCUGUUUAUAAAACAUGAGCGACGAUUGCACAUGUACGUGGUUUACUGUCAGAACAAACCCAAGUCUGAACACAUCGUGUCAGAGUACAUUGAUACCUACUUUGAAGAGCUGAAACAGCAGCUAGGCCACAGACUGCAGCUCAACGAUUUGCUUAUCAAGCCAGUGCAGAGGAUUAUGAAGUACCAGUUACUUUUAAAAGAUUUCCUCAAGUACUUCAGAAAAGCAGGAAUGGAUACAGAUGAGUUAGAGAAAGCUGUAGACGUCAUGUGUUUUGUACCAAAACGUUGCAAUGAUAUGAUGAAUGUUGGACGCUUACAAGGAUUUGAGGGCAAAAUCACAGCUCAGGGAAAACUGCUACAGCAGGAUACAUUUUAUGUUGUGGAACAGGAUUGUGGAUUGCUGUCACGAGGCAAGGAAAGGCGAGUCUUCCUCUUUGAACAAAUCGUAAUUUUCAGUGAUCCCAUUGACAAGAAGAAAGGAUUUUCACUGCCAGGAUAUAUCUUCAAGAACAGUAUCAAGGUCAGUAGUCUAGGAUUUGAAGAUUGUGUUGAUGGUGACCCUUGUAAAUUUGCACUAACAUCACGUGGGGCAGACAGAAGUAUUGUAAGAUACAUCCUACAGACAUCCACACCAGAAAUACGGAUGGCCUGGAUUGCAGAUAUCAGCCAGAUUUUAGAAACACAACGCAACUUCCUGAAUGCCCUUCAGUCUCCUAUUGAGUACCAGCGUCGGGAGAGCAAAUCCAACAGUUUGGGAAGACCUACAAGUAGCAGACCAACCUUGACCACAUCGGCCACAAUGAGACCUCACUCAUCUGCCUCCAUGGAGAGAAACAGGCUACCAAACCUGAAGUCCUACAAUGCCUCACUUCCAACACUUUACCUGCCUAGCAAUAGCAGCCGGGAGCAGGACUGCAUAGCCAAGAACCUGACUUUGCAGUCCGGACAAUCAGACAGAAGUUUUACUCCAUCACCAGGUGCUCUAACCCCCACUCACAUAAAUCUCGACUUCACGGAAUGUUCUCCGACCUCACCAAAGCAGUUGUCGAAUGGAAUGUCUCUGACAGUUCCUGUGAACAGACAGACAAUCGGUAUACCGCCCCAUCGACAUUCCAGAUCACCUGAAGGUCAGGAUGCCAGCCCAGGAGAAGAAGCGGAUUCACGUUUAGUAAGCCUGUCAAUGCUUGAUGAAGAUGAGCUGUAAACGUGUGGCGUUGUACAUUUCUGGAUCUGGGACAGGAAACAGGGACCUGCUUUACAAGACUUGUAACAUACAGCUGCUUGCAAUGUCUGUCUGCCACCUGUACUGGCUGCUUAUUGGAUAUAACUGGGUUGUCAAUACAGAAUUAUUCAAAACCGGAUAUCUAGCCUGUUAGACCUGGAUUACGUGCUCCUAGGGUGUGAAAUUGAUUGAUGUUCAGUGCAGAAGGCACUAACGUUACAGAGCAGGUCAAAGACAGCUUUAUUCAGAUUGGUGGCCUUUUUCUCUGUGGUGAACUUGAGUGCAACCUCAUCAUAUGGCCAAAGUUUGGGUAUUGCUGGAAUGUAGCAUACUGUAUAUGGGGAUGAACAAGCAGUUGUGAAGGACAAAAGGAGCCAUAAGCAAAGCAAACGUUUGGGGAAAUGCCUUUCUAUAGUCCUUGGGUUAUUUGUUCUUCACAUUUUCAGCUUUAUUUAAGCUGUUUUACAUUAAAGCUGAAAGUUAUCCAAACAA
This is a messenger RNA of Protopterus annectens (West African lungfish), 3197 nucleotides long. RefSeq names its product Rho guanine nucleotide exchange factor 25 (gene ARHGEF25). The transcript is spliced from 18 exons. Bases 294 to 2687 code for a protein of 797 amino acids. Lineage: Eukaryota; Metazoa; Chordata; Ceratodontiformes; Protopteridae. Gene Ontology annotation, biological process: axon guidance. Gene Ontology annotation, molecular function: guanyl-nucleotide exchange factor activity. Gene Ontology annotation, cellular component: cytoplasm; plasma membrane. The record is from RefSeq and is a predicted model, not a curated record.